AGAGCUCAAGUUCACGCGCGUUGGUGUUUGUUAUGAUUGGACAUGCGGUCAGUGGCGCCCAGUGACAACAUCCUCUUGGGUUGAAGCGAAGCCUACCUUUUCCGCCUUAAUGAGUAGUUCCGACCGUUGACUGAUUCACAGAUGUAUCCACAUGUAACGUGACUGCAACUUUGAUAAUGUGGAUGCAGGAGGAGGUGCGCCGUCCUCACUCAGGUCCUCAGCGGGCCUUCAGCGUGCUGGACCGGCUGCUCCUCACGCACCCCGUCUGGCUGCAGCUGUCGCUCAACCGAGACUCCGCCCUCUACAUCCUGCUGAGAGAGCCUGUCGGGACGUUCCUGGUGCGCAAGUGCGGCUUCAGCCACAGGAAGCUCCUGUGUCUCCGGGCAACCAAGGAGCGAAGCCCCGCCUCCAUCCGAGAGCUCUUCAUCUGUGAGGAAGACUCCACUUUCUCCUUGGAGAGCUCUGCACUCAGCUUCCCUGACCUCUGCAGACUGGUGGCCUUCUACUGCAUCAGCCGGGAUGUGUUGCCUUUCCCACUGCAGCUGCCCGAGGUCAUCGCUCGAGCGACCUCACACAGGCAGCUGGAAGCCAUCUCCCACAUGGGACAAGAGUUCUGGAACGCAUCGAGCCCCACCGAGAAUGGAUCCGUGGACCUGUCGGAGGAGUUCGGUCCCAAGGGCCAGCUUGUACCGGCUGUUGCGCCGGCGCUGGACCUGUUGGGGGGCCCACUGAAACAGGGGAAGCUUUGCUUCAUCAACCCCCUCUUCCUGCAGCUGGAGCUCCCCCAGAGCCAGCAGGCCCUUCAGACCCUUCAGGCCCUUCAGACCCAGCAGCAGCAGUCCAGCCACGGCGGCGCCUCCACCAAGCGGCUCCGCUUCAAGCGCAGCAUGCGGGUGCGUCUCUCCACCGACGGCUCCAUGCACCUCUCCAUGGAGGGCGGGGGCUCCUCCGCCUCCUCCUCCCCCUCCCGCACCCCGGAGCGGCCGGGGCCCCCCGAGGAGAGGCUCCCCCAGAGGAAGGUGCACGCCGGGGCCGGGCCCCUGAGGAGGAGCCCCGCGGUGUCCCCCGCCUCGCUGGAGGACGAGGAGCUGCCGCCGGCCCGGGCCCCGCAGGCGGCCGGGGAGCCCGUCCCCCCUCAGCAGGAGCCCAGCGUGGAGGCGGCGGUGCUGGGUCUGGACGCCGUGCCCACCCCCUCCCUGGCGGAGCUGGACAGCAGCAGCUCCUUCAGCAGUCUGGACGAGGAGCCCGACCAGGACGCCUCCCCGCCCGCUGACGACGCCUCCGCCUCCCUCGAGGGCUUCCUCCUUCCCCCCUCCACCUCCACCUCCUCCUCCCCCUCCCUGCUCCAGGCGGCGGCCCCCCACCGCCCGCCCCUCAUGCGCUCCCGUUGCCGUGGCGGCCUGCAGCGCAUGAGCGCCGCCUUUGUGUGUUUCUUCGCCCCGGAGAAGCGCGUGACCCGGCUGGUGGAGGAGCUGUCCCGGGACCGCCGCUCGGCCUUCGGCGCCAUGGUCCAGGACUUCCUGCAGAGGCAGAGGGAGGAGCUGAGGCGCCUGGCGUCGCCGUCCUCCUCCGCGGGGGCGGCGGCGGGGGGCUCCGUGGAGGUGCUGCAGGGCCUGAGGCUCUUCCUGACCCAGGCCAAGAGCUGCCUGCUGGAUAGCGGGGAGCUGGAGCCGCCCAUCCAGACCCUGGUGCCGGAGAGCGAGCAAGACCUGGCCAUGGAGCGCGCCAUGUUCAGCUGCGUGCUGCGGCCCCUGAAGAAGCUCCUGGACCACACCCUGGUGGCCCUGCACCGCCUGGACGGCUCCUCGCAGCGCCUGGCCCAGGACCUGCUCCGCGUCAAGGGGGGCGGCCUGGAGCGGCUGGGGAUCCGGUCCCCCUCGGGGGCGGCCUACGACCGGGCGGUGGAGCGGGUGAGGCAGAAGCUGGGCAUGAUGCAGAGGUCUCACUCGCCCAUCGACAAGGUGCUGCUGCUGCUGCAGGCCUGCAAGUGCGUCCACAAGGCCAUGGGGUCCCUGCACCGACAGGAAGUGAGCUGGGAGGACUUCCUGCCGUCGCUCACCCACGUGAUUGUGGAGUGUAACAGGCCCCAUAUCCUCCUGGAGGUGGAGUACAUGAUGGAGCUGCUGGAGCCGUCCUGGCUCUGUGGAGAGGGGGGUUACUACCUGAGCAGCGUGUACGCCAGCCUCUGUCUGAUCCAGAGCCUGGAGGCCAAGGCGCCGCGUCCCCCGGGCUGCCUGACGCGGGAGGCCCAGGAGGAGCUCAGGGAGUGGGGGCGCAGGCGGGGACGGGAGGCCCAGAUACACCGGGAGAGCCAGAGGAUCCAGAGGUGCGUGCGGAUCCUGUUCCAGGACGGCGAGCAGAGCGCCGUGCGCACCCUGCAGUGGCAGGCGGGCGACUCGGCGCCGGCCCUGGCCCAGCUGUGCGCCGACGCCUUUGGCGUGCCGGACGCCGCCCGCUACGCCCUGUACUGGCGCAGCGGCGGCGAGAUGCGGCCGCUGCCCCCCCACGCGCGGCCCCAGGACCUGGCGGGCCACAGCGAGGGGGGGCCCUCGCUGUCCUACCUGCGCACCGACCACGACUUCAGCAAGAUGCGGCGGCUGACCCGCGGCGGGGCGGUGGACCUCAGCGAGUCGGUGUGCGAGGAGUGAGUGAGGGGGCGGCGGCCGGGGGGCUGUGGUGGUGGGGGGUGGUGGGGGGGUGGUGGUGGGGGUGGUGGUGGUGGGUGAAAGGCGCUGGUGGUGGUGGUGGUGGCGGUGGACGGAGUCUCCG
Messenger RNA from Gadus macrocephalus (Pacific cod), 2769 nucleotides. It is a transcript of the gene rin1b, whose product is annotated as Ras and Rab interactor 1b. The record is from RefSeq and is a predicted model, not a curated record. Gene Ontology annotation, molecular function: guanyl-nucleotide exchange factor activity; small GTPase binding. Gene Ontology annotation, biological process: vesicle-mediated transport. Gene Ontology annotation, cellular component: cytosol; endocytic vesicle. Lineage: Eukaryota; Metazoa; Chordata; Actinopteri; Gadiformes; Gadidae.